AUGGAAAAUAUAGGUUGUAAAUAUACUUGUGACAUUUACUCUCCAUCAUUUUAUAAUGGAUUUUGUUAGAAAUAUUAAAGUAAAUUUAUAUUCAUUUAUAAUAGUUUAAACAAUAGACUCAAGCUUUUUUUACUCUAAUAGUUAAUAGGAAAUUUACAAAUGGUCAUAUAUAUAUGAUCUGAAUCAUAUGGAUGAAUAUCCAACAAUCUUAGGAUAUACUACAUACUAAUACACUUAUGGAGUGUUAAAAUUUAACUCCGGUCUAUAUAGAUUUUUUUAAAUUUCUUAAUAUUCUUAUGCUACUUAUUUAAUUGGGAUUAAAAUUUCAAUUACCAUAUUCAAUGAGAUUCCAAUUAAUUGUGGAAUAUAAUUUAAGAUUAAUAACAUUUAUUUUGGAUCAAUUUAUAGAAAUGAGUCUGGAAUGUAGAUGCAUAAAUUAAAACUCUUUGAUAAAGUUUCCUAUGCUUCCUAUGCCUCAAUUAUGAAUUAUACCGAAGUCAUGAAAUACGAUUUAAUUACAUAUCUGGACAUUCCUAAAAACUCAUUUUUAUUUUCAGCAGUAGGGAAUUUUACGUAAAUUUCAAUUUAAAUACUCUAGGGAUAAUACUGCAGGAUGGGGAAUGGUUUCAGUCGAAAUUACUUCUGGGUAUUGCCCUUUAUAUUGUUAACUUUGUGAAGUAUCAUUUAAAUGUAAGACUUGUAUGCCUGGAUAUUAUUACUAUAAAGGUGGUAGUUGCAUUUAGGGUUGUUCAGACCCAAACUAACAAUUAAACGGUUCCUAUUGUCAAGAUUUUGAUGAUGAGACACCAUGUAAUCUAUACCAAUAUAAACAUAGACUCCAUGUUCUUAGUUUAAGAAUAUUUAGACACUUCCAAUGAUCCUGAAUAAUAUUCUUAAUAUACUUUAAUUUCUAAAAGCGGAACCAAUUUUUUAAAAGGAUUAGAUAUUUAUUAUUCAUAUUGGUAAUCAUAUCGAGUCUUUGGAGGCCCAUUUGUUUGGGCCUAGGCUAAAUUUAAAAGGGUUCAUAACAUAGUUGAUCCACAUCAUAGUCUCACUAUUGCCUUUUAUAUCCUUUAUGGUCCAACAUUCCCUUCAAAUGGAUGUUUCAUAUAUACAAUUGAAAACAAAUCACCAGUUUAUAAAUCAACCUCUUAAUUACAUUCAACCUAUUCUGAUGGUUCAAAAUAAGAUAAGGUAUAUGAAAGAAUAUCUCAUAAUACAAGUACAUUAACAAUAUAUUGGGAAUGUUAUGGAUAUAAUAAUGAACCAAUUAAUGCCUAUUGUGGAUUCUAUAAUUAUUAUAUAGCUGUUCAUAAAUGCAUGCCUUAUUGCUUAGAAUGUACAGAUUAAAAUACAUGUACAUAAUGGAAUAGUACAUAUAAUUCGACUGUUGUUAAAUUUUCAAUAGCAGAAUGCGUGUCAGGCUAAUAUUAUGAUAAAGAGUAAGUUAGAUGCAUAUAAUGUUUAAUGCCUUGUUUAAGUUGUAUAUCUAAAUUAGAUUGUUUAAGUUGUUAAUCUACUUAUACUUUAAGUAAUUUAGGAUGUACUUGUAAAUACAAUUAAUAUGAAGAAUCAAAUCAAUGCUAUGAUUGUCCAAUUGAAUGUAAUUAAUGUUUAAGUUAAACUUAUUGUAUAGAAUGUUUAAUUAGUAAUAAUAGAUAAUUAUACAAUGGAUAAUGUAAUUGUAUAGAUGGAUAUUAUCCAAUCAAAUCAAAUCCUUAAUGUCUUUUAUGUCAUUAAUUUUGUAAAACCUGUACUGGACCAAGAUCUAGUGAGUGUUUAACUUGCAACAAUAUUAUUAAUAUACAAAAUAUAGGAACAACAUGUACAUGUCCAAUUGGAUCAUAUUAUUAAGAUUCAAUAUAAAGUUGUUCUAAUUGUCAUUCAUCCUGUUAGUCAUGUUUUAGUUCUGCUAUUAAUGGUUGUUUAACAUGUAAUUCAUCUUUAAAUAGAAUGUUAAAAGGAUUAAAAUGUGAAUGUAUACCUGGUUAUUAUGAAUUAAAUAAUAUUUGCACAAGUAUUUCAAAUAUUUAUUAUAGAUUGUCCAAAUACAGAAGAUAGUUCAUUAAGUUAAUGUUAUAAAUUAUGUAAUAAUAAUUCAUAGAUAUGGCAUACAAAUACAUGUAGUUCUUGUGAUUUAGGAUUUCAAUUACAAUAAGGAGAAUGCUAACCUAUUUGUGGAGAUUCAUUAAUAAAAGGAUAUGAAUAAUGUGAAUAUAAUAACAAUGUUUUGGAUGAUUUAUGUUAUAAUUGUUAAUAUCAAUGUCCAGUUCAUUGUGUAACUUGUGACUAAAAUACUACUUUACCAUGUCCAGAUAUUUGUGGUGAUGGAUAUAUAACUGGAAUUGAAGAAUGUGAAGAUGGCAAUAAUAUUUAAUAUGAUGGAUGUUAUAAUUGUAAAUUUUAAUGUUAACCUUCAUGUACUAAAUGUAUAAAAGGGUAAUGUUAAGAAUGUGCUACUGCAGGAUGGUUUAUUGAUCCUACAAACACACCUUGGUAAUGUAAAGAAAGAUGUGGAGAUUAACUAAUUGUUGGAACUGAAUAAUGUGAAGAUGGAAAUACUAUUGAUACAGAUGGAUGCAAAGAUUGUAAGUAUCAUUGUGGAAUUGGUUGCUCAUCUUGUGAUUACACUACAGGUUCUUGUUUAAGUUGUGAAUACACUGGUUUUUAACCAUAUUCUUAUUAUUGCAAGAAUAUUUGUGGAGAUGGUUUAGUAGUCACAGACCCUUACGGAUACUAUUCAGAAUAAUGUGAUGAUGGCAAUACAAUUAAUUAUGAUGGUUGCAGUGGUUGGUGUUAAUAUUAAUGUUAACAAUCAUCUAUUUGCACUAAUUGUGUUAAUAAUAGAUGUGAAACAUGUGCUUCUAAAUAUAAUCUCUCCUCUAAUUAAAUAUGCCUUUUAAAGUGCUAAUCAUCUUGUAUAACAUGUGAUACUAAUGGAUAAGGUUGCCUCGCUUGUCAACUAGGUUACGAUAGAAUUGAUAAUUUGUGUUAAUCAAUUUGUGGAGAUGGAAUAGUAACAGAUGAUGAAUAAUGUGAUGAUGGUAAUUUGAUAUUAGGAGAUGGAUGUCAUUUUUGUUAAUUUAGUUGUUAGCAUUCAUGUCUCAAUUGUAUUUAAGGACUCUGUUAUCAUUGUUUACAUGGUUAUCAGUUAGAAUAAUUUAAAUGUUAUCCUAUAUGUGGAGAUGCUUUAUAGACAAGUGAUGAACAAUGUGAAAUCGUAAACAUCGAAGUGGCAUAAAAAGGCUUUAACUCUAGGUAAUUUACUUGCGAUAUUAAUUGCUAUAUUUGCCAACUUGGUACUUGUUAACAAUGCACAAAUGGAUAUGAUUUAUCCUUAAAUCAAUACUAAUGUAUUAAAUAACUAGAAAACACUUUUACAUUAAUUGAUAACUGUCAGAUUUAGAUUGACUAGACUUGUAUCAGAUGUGAAAAUUAUGCAUACUUUGACCAAGUUGAAUAAAGUUGUAAAUUAGACAUUGAUCCUUUCGAUAUUUGUUAAUAUUAUCUUAAGAUAUCUCCAGAUUUGUAUUGCAAUCAGUGUUUUGAAUUCUGCAGAGAAUGCAAUCAAAAUUCUUGUAUUGCAUGUUAGAAUGGUUAUAAUUUAGAUGAUAACUUUUAAUGUGUAUCCUUUUGUGAAGAUGGAAUACUAGUGCAUGAUGAAUAGUGUGAAAUUCAAGAUCAGGAUUGCUUAAAUUGCAUGUAUUAUGCUCCAAAAUUUUGCUUAUUAUAUUUUUUAAAUCUUUGUUAUUAAUGCCAAGUUGGAUAUUAUCUUAAUGAAUAUUCUAAUGCAUGUUAAUCUCGUUGUGGAGAUGGAAUUGUAGCUCAUGAUGAAGAAUGUGAAGAUAAUAAUUAUAUACAAUUUGAUGGUUGUUAUUAGUGUAAAUACUCUUGUAGUUAAUAAUGUAUCAGUUGUAGCUUUGGUUAAUGCUAAAAAUGUGCUCCAAAUUACUAUCUUUAGUAAGGAUUUUGUUAAAGUGAACAGAAUGAUUCUUAAUGCACUUUUGAAUGUAAAUUGUGUUUAAACGGACAAUGCCAAAUUUGUGACGAUUAAUAUUUUUUUAAUGAGUAUGGUGUUUGUGUUUUAGAAUGCUCAGAAAACUGUGUUUAUUGUAAUAAUAAUGGGUUAUGUUUACAAUGUCCAGAAGACUAUGAAUUAGAAAAUAAUAGUUGUAUUUUAAAAAUUGAAUGUUUCAAAGGAUUGUACUUCAAUUAAGAGUUAUUAAUUUGCGAGCCUAUCUGUGGAGAUGGGUAUAUAGCAGGAUAGGAAGAUUGCGAUGAUUAGAAUCUUCAAUUAUUUGAUGGUUGUCAUUAGUGUAAAUAUUAAUGCGAUCAUAAUUGUAGUAUAUGUUUAUAAGGCUAAUGCUUUGAGUGUUCCGAAAAUUUAGACUUAAUUGAAAAUAAAUGUUACUCAAAAUGCUAAGACAUUUGUCUUAAUUGUAUCUAAGGAGUAUGCUAAUUAUGCAAUAGUGAUUCUUAUUUGAAUGAAUAUUCUCAAUGCAUUAUAAUUAAUAAGGUAGAUGAUUUUAUGCAACUUCAAACUUGUGGAAAUGGUAUAGUUGAAGAAUUCGAGUAAUGCGAUGAUUAGAAUCUUAUUAAUGAUGACAAUUGUAAUAAUUACUGUCAGCACACUUGUGAUCCUAAUUGUAUAAGUUGUAUUGAUGGGGUUUGUUAUGGGUGUAUGACGGGAUGGAUAUUAGAUUUAUUCUUAUGUAAGCCAAUUUGCGGAGAUUUAAUGGUUGUAGGAAAUGAAGAAUGCGAUGAUGGAAAUUUCGUCAGUUAUGACGGGUGUUUUUAAUGCAAUUUCUAAUGCACAAGAUAUUGCGAAGAUUGCUAGAAUGGAAGAUGUUUAUCUUGUUAAAUGUAUUUCAAAUUGGAUUAAUUAAACAACUAAUGUAACCCUAUUUCUCCUGAUCUUGUAAUUUAUGAAUAACCUGAUUGUAAAUUAUUGAAUAAUAAUUAAUGUAUAUUAUGUUAAUUUGGAUACUUAGAUUAGGUCACAAAUAUUUGCAUAAUAGAUUACAAUAUGAAUAAGUGCUCUAGAAAUUGUAAAAAGUGUUUACUACAAACAUGUGUAGAAUGUGAAUAGGGAUAUUAUGGGAAUAACUGUGUUCCUAAAUGCGGAGACGGUAUACAAGUUUAAGAAGAAGAGUGUGAUGACGGAAGUCAAUAUUUGUUAGAUUCUUGUUUAAAUUGCAAAUUUUAAUGUCCUCAAUAUUGUAAAUAGUGUGCUUUUGGAGUAUGUACACUUUGCUAGGAAGGAUUCUAUUUGGAUAUUGUAAGUAAUUCGUGUAAUUCUGUUUGUGGUGAUUAGAUAGUUGCUUUAGAUGAAGUUUGCGAUGAUGGUAAUGAACUUAGAUAUGAUGGUUGUUUUUAAUGUAAUUUUCAAUGUUAAAUGGAGUGCUUAAAUUGUUAUUAUGGUAAAUGUUUAUAAUGUGAAUCUUCUCUUAUCUUAGUAGAAUCAAAGGGAAUUUGUGAGGAAAUAAAAUAAUGUCAAGGAAUAGCAGGCUUAUAUUACGAUCAUUUUUCAAAUGAUUGUGUGACUAAAUGUGGAGAUGGGUUUGUACUAGGUAGUGAAUAAUGCGAAGAUUAGAAUAAUAUCCCAUAUGAUGGAUGUUAUGAAUGUAAAUAUUAAUGUGAUAAAUUAUGCUCAAAUUGUUAGAAGGGAGAAUGUUUUGAAUGUUAAGUUGGCUAUUAUUUAAAUGGUCAGAAAUGCGAAACUAAAUGUGGAGAUGGUAUUAAAAGUGGUGAUGAAUUAUGUGAUGAUCAUAAUGAGAUAGCAAGAGAUGGUUGCACUUCUUGUAAACCUGAUCCUUCUUAUAAGUGUGAAGAGGAUGUAAAACUAUUAAGUUAUUGUUAUAAAUGCUAAGAAAAUUGUGAGGAUUGCAAAUUGAAUAUUGACAAGGUAGAGUGUAUAUAAUGUAAAAGUGGGUAUUUUCUAAAAGAUAAUUCAUGUAAUUUAUGUUCAGAAAAAUGUGAGGAAUGUGAAAAUACUCCAAAUAAUUGCACAAAAUGCAUCACAGAUGGAUGCAAGAAAUGCGAUAACGCAUCUGGGUUUUAUUUGGAUAAACAACUUAAAUCUUGCUUUACUAAAUGUGGAGACAAUAUCAUAGCUGGUCAAGAGUAAUGCGAUGACGGAAAUCAAACAGAUAAAGAUGGAUGCAAUUCCAAAUGUGAAAUUGAAAAGGAGUUCCUUUGUAAAGAUGGCUUAUGUAUACUACCCCCAAAAAAAUAAGUAACUUUGAGGUAUUCAAACUCGACUACUACGAAUGAUAUUGAUUUAACUUUAGAGGAUAUCUAUAUAGAAGGCAUAUGCAGCAAGGUAAAAAUUUCGAUCGAAAAUUUCAAAUAAAACGAAUACAAAUAUAAUAUUACGAAAAAGGAAAUGUAAAAUUUUAAUGUUUAGAGUUGUCAAAUUACAUUUAAGUUCUUUAAGACUAUAUUGGAAUCUAAUCUUAUUCAUUUGAUGGUUCCCUUAAAAGAAAAUGCCACCAGAAUCCUUGAAGAAGAUGUAAGAGAAGUUGUAAUCAUUCCAAGAAGAAUGGUAUAUUAUAACGAAGGUUAAAAGGCUCAAGCUCAAAAUGUUGCAGCAACCUCCUCUACCUUUACUUUCAUUCUUUAAUUGAUUGGCCCGUUAACUAUACUUUUGGGAGGAUUCAAUUUCUUUUGGACUAUCUUAGAUAUUUUAACUUGGAUUAACAACUUUUAUUUUCUGAAUGUAGAUUACCCUUUGAAUGUAAAGUUAUUUUUCAAUAAACUUCAAUGGGGUGAUGUAUUCAAUAUUCCUGAUUUUAUUUCUUUGAAUUCACCAGAUGAUCCUUAUUAUUUUGAAGCACCUCCCAAAUUUACUGAAAAAGAUGUCAAUCCAUUAUUUUUAAAUAAUGUCUAAUUAUUUUUUGGAUUAUAUUUAUUAGCAAUUUUUGCUUAUAUUUGUACAUGCGCAGUAGUGUCAAUCAUUAAAACUCAGUAUGAACAAAAUUUGAGAUAAAAACAUAAAAUUUCAAUUUUUACAGUCAACCCAAGACAAAGAAGUAUUUAUCAAACAAUCCCAUAACAAUUGAGUUCUAAUAUAAUUGAAAUAAAAACCAAAGAAAUGCCUUCAAUAGUAAAAGCAAUAUAUAAAUAAACCCAAGAUUUUAAAGACAAUUUUAGAGCUAAACUGCUUUAAAUUGUUGGAUUAGUAUUUCUAGAUAUUUGUUUGGCCAGUGUUCUUUAAUUAAAAAAUAAGUGUAAUAAAGAGUAUGCCAUUAUCUAAUUUAAUAUUUUCUUAGCUGUUGUUGGAAUUAUUUUUAUAUAUUUGGUGUUUAGGUUAUACUCUUUUGUUUGUUCUCAACAUGGAAUUUUGUAUGAGAGUAAAGUCUUUUCAAAAUAUUACUGUUCAUUGUAUGAAGGAAUCAAUACUAAAUAGAAACUAUCUAGGAAUUAUUGUUAAGUGAAUUUAUUUAGGAAAGCCUUGUUUAUAUUUUUUACAGUAUACUUUUAUGAGGUGCCUUUGUUAUAAACAGCAUUGUGUUGUUUAACAUGUUUUUUAAAUUUGGCAUUGAUUCUCUAUCAGAAUCCCUUUGUAAGUAAAAGCAUACUAGUGCAAAUAGCAGUGCCUGAUUUCUGUAUUUUCAUAAUCGUCCUUAUUACAGUGUUACUGGCUAUUCAUGAUGUAAGCAUAAUAUUGUCAUUUGAUCAAAAGUAUUUCAUAGGAUGGAUAAUAUUAUUUUUUAUUGUGUCCUCGAUAUUAGUUUAAUUGAUCUUUCUAUUCAAAUAGUUUUUUAGUGAAAUGAAGGGGAGAAUGAUUUCGUUAAAGAACAUGAGUUGUUGUUUAAGAAAUAAUUAGAAUAAUUGA
This is a messenger RNA of Paramecium octaurelia, 7837 nucleotides long. The record is from the annotation of a GenBank genome assembly. Lineage: Eukaryota; Ciliophora; Oligohymenophorea; Peniculida; Parameciidae.